Molecule: messenger RNA, 801 nt
Organism: Prunus mume (Japanese apricot)
Lineage: Eukaryota; Viridiplantae; Streptophyta; Magnoliopsida; Rosales; Rosaceae
Source: RefSeq, a predicted model, not a curated record
AUGACCUACGACCAAUUCCUCAUUGUCGACUGCCCAACGGCGUACAAUGUCAUCGUUGGGCGAACGACACUCACCAGGGUCAAAGCCCACUUAUCCCCCCACGUGUUGCUGAUGAAGUUCCUUACACGCAACGGUACGGGGGUCAUCCGGGGUGACCAGCUCAGCGCCCGGACGCGCCAUCCUAAGUCGGUAGCUUGUAAGCCGCCAAUGGAAGCCAUGAUCGUGCAGGGACUACCGAAUGGUAACGGGCCCAUAGAUGACCCCAGGGAGGAAACGCCAACGCCGGUGGCACAGCCUACCGAAGAGCUCGAAACCGUGGUCCUAAACGAGGAUUUACCCGAUCGGUGGGUAAAAAUCGGCACCAACCUAGAUCCCGACCUCCGAAGACAGUUCAUCGACUUCUUAUGGCAACAGGUGGAGGUCUUCGCCUGGUUUUAUGACGAUAUGCCUGGCAUAUUACCUGACAUCAUCAGCCACAAGCUCAGCAUCUCCACCGCCCACAAACCGGUCAGACAGAAGCGCCGCUCAUACGAUGCCGAACGGUACGAGGCGAUGCGUGCCGAAGUUGACAAGCUCAAAGCCAUCGGCUUUAUCAGGGAAGCUACGUACCCUGUCUGGCUUGCCAACUCAGUCAUGGUUCGGAAGGCCAAGGGAGGAUGGCGGAUGUGUCAGGACUAUACCGACCUGAAUAAGGCUUGUCCAAAGGACAGUUUCCCCUUGCCGAGAAUCGACCAGCUCGUCGACGCUACCGCUGGACACGAGCUGCUCAGCUUCAUGGACUCCUAUUCAGGAUACAACUAG